This is a messenger RNA of Culex quinquefasciatus (southern house mosquito), 707 nucleotides long. It is a transcript of the gene RpS16, whose product is annotated as 40S ribosomal protein S16. Gene Ontology annotation, biological process: maturation of SSU-rRNA from tricistronic rRNA transcript (SSU-rRNA, 5.8S rRNA, LSU-rRNA); translation. Gene Ontology annotation, cellular component: cytosolic small ribosomal subunit; ribosome. Gene Ontology annotation, molecular function: structural constituent of ribosome; RNA binding. The transcript has 3 exons. NCBI's taxonomy places the organism in Eukaryota, Metazoa, Arthropoda, Insecta, Diptera, Culicidae. The record is from RefSeq and is a predicted model, not a curated record. The coding region runs from base 88 to 534 and encodes 148 amino acids.
GUUCCGCCCGAUCUGUCACGUCAAUUUCAGUUCAGCGCACGCGAGCCGACUUCCUUUCUUUCUAGUUUGUUGUGUACCGAGCUAAACAUGCCCAAAGCACGCAAGGAACCCGUCAACGCCGUCCAGGUCUUCGGACGCAAGAAAACCGCGACCGCCGUUGCGUACUGCAAGCGCGGCCGGGGCCUGCUCCGCGUGAACGGACGCCCGCUGGACCAGAUCGAACCCAAGAUCCUCCAGUACAAACUGCAGGAGCCGCUGCUGCUGCUCGGCAAGGAAAAGUUCGCCGGCGUCGACAUCCGCAUCCGGGUUUCCGGUGGUGGUCAUGUCGCCCAGGUCUACGCCAUCCGCCAGGCCAUCUCCAAGGCGCUGGUGUCGUUCUACCAGAAGUACGUCGAUGAGGCGUCCCGCAAGGAGCUCAAGGACAUCCUGACCCAGUACGACAGAACUCUGCUGGUUGCCGAUCCGCGUCGUUGCGAACCGAAGAAGUUCGGAGGUCCAGGUGCCCGUGCUCGUUACCAGAAGUCGUACCGUUAAGCCCCGGUGUGGCGGCCUCCCCACUCUGUGUGUGGAAACUCUGUUCGGUAUCGCCCUGGUUUCGGUUCUGGUUGGCUGGUACUGAAUGUCAGUACAUUCUAAGACUAUGCAGAUAAGGAAGAUCAUUACAAGAAAAUGUGCGGAUUAAAAAGGAAGGAGAAUUCACGAAAAAA